AUGGGUGUACAAAAGAAAACCCGCAAGUUCGCCCAGGUGAAACGCACCAUCAAACAGCGCGAUGAGCGCAAGCCGAAAGACGAACUCACAACACAGGCUCCGCAAGCCCCGUCGAACAUGUUCUUUACGGCCAACACCGCUCUCGGUCCUCCCUACCACGUCCUCGUCGAUACCAAUUUCGUCUCCCACGCUAUUCGCACGAAGCAAGAUCUGCUCACAUCUAUGAUGGACCUGUUGUACGCCAAAUGUAUCCCGACGUUUACGGACUGCACGAUUGCGGAGUUGGAAAAACUAGGUGACAAGUUCCGGCUGGCAUUGCGGACGGCCAAGGAUCCGCGAUGGGAGCGAGUGCGGUGCAGUCACUCGGGUACUUAUGCGGAUGACUGUAUUGUCGAUCGGAUAACGAAACAUCGCAUCUACAUCGUGGCGACCAACGAUAAGGACCUCGUUCGACGGAUUCGCAAGAUCCCCGCCGGCGUCCUCGGCCUCACCACCGCCCUCCGUCUCCAACAAGAGACCCAACGCACCCAACAAGUCCUAAUAGUCGCAAGAGACUUCCCCAACACAACCUCACUAAACUAUGCAUCCCCCUGGGCCGGCGCGCACUACCGCCCCGUCCCAGGGUCCACCCCGCAAGCAGUCCGCGAAGAAAAACAAGCCCAGCAAACAUACAAGCACUUCAAGACCCUCGCGGCGCAAGAACCCGGCGCAGGCGUGCAGAUCGUCGACGGCGUCGAGCACCUCGAGAAUCCGCCCGCGGAAUACCUCGACCCGGAGAACAUCCGCAAUGCGUACGCGCAUCUGGACGGCUUCCGCCAGCUGACGGCGGAGGAGUGUCCCGCGCCGACGAAAUGGGGGGUCCGCUACAAGUCGGUGGCGGUCAAUUCGCCUGUUUACUGUGCGUGGCUGCUGCGGCAGUUUGUGCUCAAGGGGGGGCAGGUGAGGGAGUAUACGUUGGGGGAUGUGAUGGAGGCGUUUCAUUUGGCGGGGAAUGUGAAGACGGUGGUUAAUUGUUCGGGGAUGGGAUUUGGGGAUCCGAAGUCGUUUAUCAUUCGAGGCCAAACAUGCCUCGUCCGCAACCCUUGCACAAUGACCCUCACGCGCCAAAACACCGACGGCAGCUGGUCAUUCUGCAUCCCGCGGCCUCUCGGCGGAGGGACCAUAAUUGGAGGCACCAAGCAGCCGCGCGACUGGGAUCCUCACCCGUCUCCGCAAACGCGCGAAACUCUACUCUCCAACGCAGCCAAAUGGUUCCCGUUCACGGCGGAGAGCGGGGGCAAGUUCGACGUGAUCCGCGACAUUGUGGGCCGGCGGCCGGCGAGGGAGGGCGGGAUGAGGAUUGAGGCGGAGAGGGUGGGUGGGGGGAAGGUUGUUGUUCAUGCUUAUGGGGCUGGGGGGAGGGGGUUCGAGUUGUCUUGGGGGGUUGCGGGGGAUGUGUUGGAUAUUGUGCAGGGGAAUGGGCUUUUGCAGAGGGCGUCGUUGUAG
Molecule: messenger RNA, 1485 nt
Organism: Aspergillus campestris IBT 28561
Lineage: Eukaryota; Fungi; Ascomycota; Eurotiomycetes; Eurotiales; Aspergillaceae
Product: Fcf1-domain-containing protein
Exons: 7
Coding region: 1-1485 (494 amino acids)
Cellular component (GO): small-subunit processome
Molecular function (GO): D-amino-acid oxidase activity; FAD binding
Source: RefSeq, a predicted model, not a curated record